AUGACCAGCAGUCUCGAAGGAUUCCAUUGUGUUUGGAAAGGAUCAGAUUGUCGCAACGUUUGCGAGAAUGUAGAAUUGAAAGAAGAAAAUGGCUAUGGCAUGAUUGUGCAAUGUUCGUCCAUUGUUUUACUUACACCAAUGUCCAUAACAAAACGGUCAGAACAGGCAAGAUGGACGAGGCGUGUUGCAUCCUGUUCUGGACCUUUUCAGUCAACCCACAGACCGCUCUCCUCAUCAUUCUGUACAAUCAUGAUCUUGAGCCCACUUAAGGUCACGGACAUUAUGUUCAAACACCGUAUUACCUUGAGACAAUUUUGGGAGCAUCAUGUGGAAAAAUUGCUAAGAUUGUACAGUAACUGCACAACGUGGACACGGCAUCUUCCUUCCCCAGAGCCAACAUGGCGAGAUAACAAAUUGGAAGCUUUCGAAACGGCGAAACCGAAAGUUUCGCCUACAGAUUCGGGGAUCUUCGCGGGCAUGAUCGUCGACCCAUACUGCUCGUGCCACUUUUUUUUUUCCUCUUUGCCCACUUCGACCAUUGGGCAGCUGUGCACUCUCAGAUCGGAAUGCACCAGGGUACAGCGCUUGAUGGAAGACUGA
Messenger RNA from Botrytis porri, 600 nucleotides. RefSeq lists its product as uncharacterized. The transcript is spliced from 2 exons. The record is from RefSeq and is a predicted model, not a curated record. Bases 1 to 600 code for a protein of 199 amino acids. NCBI's taxonomy places the organism in Eukaryota, Fungi, Ascomycota, Leotiomycetes, Helotiales, Sclerotiniaceae.